This is a messenger RNA of Lathyrus sativus (Indian pea), 237 nucleotides long. The record is from the annotation of a GenBank genome assembly. Lineage: Eukaryota; Viridiplantae; Streptophyta; Magnoliopsida; Fabales; Fabaceae.
AUGCUUUCGAGAACACGACUCAUUUUGUCUUUGAUCUGGGGACGACUCAUUAUAUUGCAAUUUUUGUUGCCUUACAACAUUCCGUCGUUGCAGCGCGUCCAAAAGGUCAUCCUGUUGUGGCUCAAUGUUGAAGCCUUUAUUCAUUGCAGCAUGGAACCUGAAUGCGUCAUCAGUAUUAUUCUAUUUCCCAAGCCUCUAAAUAUGUGGAGUAAAAAAAACAAAUGGUCGGAAAUUUAA